AUGGGAAAUUUUUAUAAGAACUGGGCUAUAGGCGACUUGAGGGCGGAAUACGACAGAAAAUACAGGGAGAGGAGAGGAGGCGAUGACGUGAAGUCGGCUGAGUCAUUCUGUGGCCACUUCUGUCCACUAGAGGAGGAGUGUAGGCGCAGGAUGGAGGGAGACUACGAUAAGGAGUACGAGAAGGAGUUUCUGGUGAAGAGAUACGAGAGGAGUGUGGCUGGGAGGCAGUUUGAGGAGUACGAGAGCAUUAGGAACACGGGUGCACUGGAAGAGACACUCGAGUACCUGGUUAAUCUCCCUUUGGACUACAAGAGCUACAAAUUCAUCGAUAACAGAAUUAGGGCAAUUAAGGCGGAUUUAGAGAGUCUGUCUGGGAUUGUAGGAGACUCAGUCUGCCCAGACAAGAUCCACAUGCUUGAGACCAUCUCUCGAUUCUACGUCGUCUCCCUCUACGUCCUGUACACCGUUGAAAACGACCUGUACCAAGUCAUGGAGCAGCUCAGGAAGACACUGAAUGUCCUGAUGCACGAGUACAACUCGUGUAACCAGUACAGCAAUGAAUUCGUGGAAUACUACAUAUUGAGUAACAUGGAAAAGAGUGAGACAGUAGAGAGGACCAUUUCCAGGUACGCCCCAAGUAAGCUUAAUUGCAUAAAUGAGGCCCUUGUCCUCUUCAACUCGUUUGUCUCGCAGGACUACGGUGCCAUUUUUGGCUACAAAAGAUGCUUCCUCUUCUACUGCAUCACGCUCUACUACCACAAUAUGCUUAGAAUCAGUGUAGUACGCCUGUUGAAGAAGGGAAUCUAG
Enterospora canceri is the source of this 807-nucleotide messenger RNA. The record is from the annotation of a GenBank genome assembly. NCBI's taxonomy places the organism in Eukaryota, Fungi, Microsporidia, Enterocytozoonidae.